GGUCGAUUCUCAAUAAAAUCAGAUGUAUUUAGCUUUAGCGUUGUUGUGCUGGAAAUUGUGAGUGGCAAGAGAAAUAGUGGGUUUUCUCGUGAAGAUCAACACCUCAACCUUCUUGGACAUGUAAUUAUUGUCUUAAACACGUAUUUAUGUUUAUUGUUUUUGCGCUAAACCUGGUGACAAGGCAUGUUAACAUGGUUAAAUUUAUACAGGCAUGGACACUUUUUAAGGAAGAAAGGUCGUUGGAACUAGUUGACCCGUAUCUACUUGACUCGGCUAAUCCAUCUGAAGUGCUUCGAUUAAUCCAUGUGGGGCUUUUGUGUGUUCAACAAUGUCCAGAUGAUAGGCCGAGCAUGGCUUCAGUGGUUGCAAUGUUAGACAAUGAAGUUGUGUUGCCUCCAGCAAAUCAGCCUGGCUUUUUUACAGAAAGAGAUGUAUUUGCAGUUAAAAGCACAACUAGAUGUUCAUUCAAUGAAGUAACCAUUACACAGUUGGAAGCACGAUGAAAGUAUAUUAUUUUGGUGCUCGACUACUUAACUGUUGCACAUAU
Messenger RNA from Olea europaea var. sylvestris, 547 nucleotides. RefSeq names its product G-type lectin S-receptor-like serine/threonine-protein kinase SD1-1. Gene Ontology annotation, molecular function: protein serine/threonine kinase activity. The record is from RefSeq and is a predicted model, not a curated record. NCBI's taxonomy places the organism in Eukaryota, Viridiplantae, Streptophyta, Magnoliopsida, Lamiales, Oleaceae. The coding region runs from base 147 to 503 and encodes 118 amino acids. The transcript has a single exon.